Messenger RNA from Phodopus roborovskii (desert hamster), 1983 nucleotides. It is a transcript of the gene Kdf1, whose product is annotated as keratinocyte differentiation factor 1. Gene Ontology annotation, cellular component: cell junction. Bases 365 to 1558 code for a protein of 397 amino acids. The transcript is spliced from 3 exons. NCBI's taxonomy places the organism in Eukaryota, Metazoa, Chordata, Mammalia, Rodentia, Cricetidae. Gene Ontology annotation, biological process: keratinocyte development; regulation of epidermal cell division. The record is from RefSeq and is a predicted model, not a curated record.
GAAACAUUGUUUCCCACAAUACUUAUAACAUUUCAUACCCUCACUAGCAAAGCACAAAUGGUCCGAUUUCUCUGCAUCCCCACUGACACUUGUAAUUUUCUAUGUUUUGUUUUCAAUAAUAGCCAUUUAUUGAGAAGUCCAGAGAUUUUAAAGCCUAAAUUAGACCACAAAGAGAACUUUCUCUUUGGGGCAAGAAGAGCUCAGCAUUCAAAUGUUUACGGGAUGCUUCAUCUGUCCUCAUCACAGGCUUCCCAGAAGUCUAAAGCUCUUCAGGUCAGCCCAGAAGCUUGUCCCUGACCUUUGCUUCUGACCUCCUGGCUUCUCCCCUGCAGGUGCCUGGCUGUAGCAAGCCAUGCUCUGAGCCAUGCCCAGGCCGGGACAGCCUCGCCCAUCGUCUGGGCCUCCACGGUUGGGUCCCUGGGAGAGGCCAACAGAGUUAUGCCUGGAAACCAAUGAUGAGCGCUCCCAGCCUCCACCAGGUCGCCGUACCCGCAGGCCAGACCCCAAGGACCCUGGCCACCACGGGCCAGAAAGUAUCACCUUCAUUUCAGGCUCUGCAGAACCUGCAACCGAGCCCCCAACCUGCUGCCUCCUCUGGCGCCCUUGGGGGUGGGACUGGUGCAGGGCUGCUUUCUGCUUUCGCCGCUGCAGGGAUUGCCUGCAGCGCUGUGGGGCUUGUGUACGGGGCUGUAGCCCCUGCUUCUCUGCUGGGGACCCCACUGAGAGAGCUGAUGAAGCCACCUGGGUCAAGGAGCACAAUGGCGUGCCACCCAGCCCGGACCGUGCACCCCCCAGCCGCCGAGAUGGCCAACGGCUCAAGUCCAGCAUGGGCAGCAGCUUCAGCUACCCUGACGUUAAGCUCAAGGGCAUUCCAGUCUACCCCUACCGCCAUGCCACCUCUCCAGUCCCUGAUGCGGACUCCUGCUGCAAGGAGCCCCUGCCCGAGCCUCCCCCAACACGGCACAGUCUGCCCAGCACCCUCCCCAGCAGUCCCCGCGACUCCGAGGAGUAUUACUCCUUCCACGAGUCGGACCUGGACCUGCCCGAGAUGGGCAGUGGCUCCAUGUCGAGCCGGGAGAUCGACGUGCUUAUUUUCAAGAAGCUGACAGAGCUGUUCAGUGUACACCAGAUCGAUGAGCUGGCCAAGUGCACAUCGGACACAGUGUUCCUGGAGAAGACCAGCAAGAUCUCAGACCUGAUCAGCAGCAUCACACAGGAUUACCACCUGGAUGAGCAAGACGCCGAGGGCCGCUUGGUGCGUGGCAUCAUCCGCAUCAGUACCCGCAAAAGCCGCUCUCGCCCACAGACCUCCGAGGGGCGCUCUGCCCGAUCUACAGCCCCUGCCACAGCCCCCGACAGUGGCCAUGAGACCAUGGUGUGCUCUGGCCUUAGCCAGGAUGAACUGACAGUGCAGAUAUCCCAGGAGACGACAGCAGAUGCCAUCGCCAGGAAGCUGCGGCCAUAUGGAGCUCCAGGGUACUCAGCCAGCCAAGACUCGUCCUUCCAGGGCACGGACACAGACUCUUCAGGGGCACCCCUGCUCCAGGUGUACUGCUAACCCCACUGGCCCAGCAGUCACAGCCCCCUUGGAAGAAGCAUAGCCAGCGGAGUUGAAGAACCAGGACCCCUUUGUGUGGAGGCCAGAUCCUGAAGCCAGAAACAGUGACCUCUGGCUUCUGUCUUCAUUGAAUGAUUUAGACCACGUCCAUUUCACAGGGCCAUGGUGCCCUCCUCUGCCUCUCCAGCUGGACUGACCUCCUGAGACUGCUUCUUCCUGUGGCCUGAAAGCAAAGCCUUGGGAAGUCGUCUCCCAGUUCUAUUCCCAUGGCACUCUGAAGUUAUGGGAACUACAUAGGUUGAGUUGGGGAAAGCAUGGCCUCUAUACGUGAUAAUCUGGGCAGUGCCCACUUGUUAUAUUGCUGAGCAGUUCUUACUGGACCUUGGCUGUUCUAUAUUGUUAACAUGACCAUAGUUGCAAGCACA